UUGCACAAGGGGUUAGGUUUCUAAACUAAUCUCCUUGUUAAGUAUGUUCUGAAGCAUGGCUGCUGGCUUUUGCUGGUCCCGAGCAGGAGCUGGUCUCUUAGGACCAACACAUAACCAGGAGGCCAGCUUCAAAACAACCUAACCGGCAUAUAAAUGCCUGCACGUCCGGAGAUGAGCACAGGGUCGAAGAGAGAUUUCAUAUACCAACUUAAAAAAGCACUAGCAAUCUUGGUGGAAACUAACCCACAAUGCAAUGUCUCCAAGAAAUACUGGACGAUUGUCUACCGGUGGUCUAGCAACGACCCAGCCAUCCAGGAAAGCCACCACCUGCGGUUCACAAUCUGUUCAGAAUCUUCUAUUUAUACAGUUUUGUGUCUAAGCUUCAUAUCUGGCCCAAACGCAAAAUAUGUCAUAAAUACUAGAAUCAUUAUGCUUGUAUUGCAAAUUAAUUAAUCUGCGUCUUGAUGAGUGAGUGUUUAGCGUAUGUCUAUGCUUUAUUUAACGUGUCCAAAUGCGCAGGUACGACGGAGUUGCGCGUGAACGCGUCGCUUCUUCUUCUUCUUCUUCUUCUUCUUCUUCUUCUGCAGUCGGUCGGACGCAGGUCUGAUCUGCAGUUCAAACUCACUCACAUUUGGACAUUUAUCGGACAUAAAGAGACGGGAAAAGCAUUAAAACAUGUGGAAAUCUGUGGUGGGACAUGAUGUUAAUGUGAAGGUUGAAUCGGAGGGGGAUGACUGGGAAACGGAUCCGAAUUUUGAGAAUGAUGUAUCAGAGCAGGAACAGAGAUGGGGUUCCAGAACCAUAGAAGGAUCGGGUCGAAAAGAACACAUCAGCAUUGCAGAUCUCAGGCAGAAUGUGUCUCGGGAGCAUGAGGUGGUUAAGAAGAAAGAGCUGGACCAGGGCCCUAAGGCCUCUUACGGCUACGGAGGGAAAUUUGGAGUCGAGAAAGACAGAAUGGACAAGGGUGCUUUAGGGCACGGCUAUGUGGCAGAGGUGGAAAAGCACUCGUCCCAGACAGAUGCGGCGAAGGGCUUCGGGGGGAAAUUCGGUGUGCAGAAGGACCGCGUGGACAAGUCUGCCAUGAACUACGAGUAUAAGGGUGAUGUACAGCAGCAUGCGUCUCAAAAAGAUUACGCUGCAGGUUUUGGUGGGAAGUAUGGCGUGCAGAAGGAGAGGGUCGACAAGGCCGCAGUGGGCUACGAUUACAAAGGAGAGACCGAGAAACACCAGUCACAGAAAGACUACGCAAAAGGCUUCGGGGGGAAGUACGGUGUUGAAAAAGAAAAGGUUGACAAGGCCGCUCUGGGUUACGACUACAAAGGAGAAACAGAGAAACAUCAGUCACAGAAAGACUAUGCAAAAGGCUUCGGGGGAAAGUACGGAGUGGAAAAAGAAAAAGUCGACAAGGCCGCUUUGGGUUAUGACUAUAAAGGAGAAACGGAGAAACAUCAGUCACAGAAAGACUACGCGAAGGGUUUUGGAGGACGUUAUGGAGUCGAAGCAGAUCGCAUGGAUAAGAGUGCAGCUUCUUUCGGUGAUAUGGAGUCACCUUCGUCAUCUUAUGAAAAGCCUCAGGCUUUCGAGGGCUCAAGUGUGGGAGCUGGAAACCUUAAGGCUCGGUUUGAGAACAUGGCGAAGGCCUCAGAUGAGGAGGACAGAAAGAAAGCAGAGGAGGAGAGAGCCAGAAGAGUCGCCCGGGAGAAAAGAGAACGAGAAGAGGCUCAACGCAAACAAGAGAGCAAGUGUGAAGAGGAGGAAGAGAACCAGAGACCACCUCCUCCUGUUCCAGCAUCCCAGAAUCCUCCAGAGACAUUCAGAAAACUACCGGAAAUUCCCAGAGAUGAACCAGAGGAGGUCGCUCAGGUGGAUCCCGACUAUGAGGAGCCACCGUUGCUGCCGCCCCGCUCAGCUGACCUGAUGGAAGAGGAAGAGGAGGAAGAGCAGACUUACUCUGAAUGCGACCCGCCCCCUGUACCUCAGGAAGAAGACUAUGAGGAUAUCGGCUCAUGCACUGCUGCAGCCGUUGAUAACGACUAUGAAGAUCUAAGCGGGGGAGGACAUACAGCCACGGCCGUUUAUGACUACCAAGGAGAGGCCAGUGACGAGAUCUCCUUCAUGCCGGGGGACGUCAUCACUAACAUCGAGAUGAUCGACGAGGGUUGGUGGAAAGGAACGUGUCACGGUCGCACAGGCCUGUUUCCUGCCACUUUCGUGGAGCUCCAGUAGUUGCUUGUUACCACCGAUCAGACUUGUUUUGUUAGCCAUUUGCAGACAAUUGUUUUUAUUGCAUUUUUAGGAAAUACGAGUGCAAUAUACUAAUAUGUACAGAAUGAAAAAUGAGCUUGCGUCUAUUAGCUGAGCAGAACCGUCCGUUCGGAGCACACGAUUAUUAACCGGAUGGAUUCGCAUUUUUUCCAUAAAGAUUUGAGAUGUAUAUGAAUAUAUACACUGCUGUUCACAGGUUCGGGGUCUUGUAGGGUUUUUGAAAGGCUGUUAUGCUCACCAAGGCUGCAUUCAUUUGAUCAGAAAUACGUUAAUAUAGCUGAAACAUUACCAAUUAAUUUUGUUUCAUUGUAUUUGAAAUGUAAGUUAUUUCUAUGAUUACAUCAGUCUUCAUUGUCAUGUGAUCCUUCUGAAAUCCUACUAAUAUGCUGACUAACAGUUGCAAUUGAUAUUUGUGUGAAAUAUUUUCAGGACUCUUGGGUGAGUAGUAUGUUCAUAAAUUGAAAUAGAAAUCUUGUGCAUGUAUUUACUAUUACUUCUGAUCAACUGAAUGCAUUGUUUUUGUAUUACAGUAUUAAUAUUGCCCCAGAUCUUUGAAUGAUAGUGUAUAAAAGAACGUCAAAUAAGUGUUUAAGUACAGUAUUCAGUAACUUUUUUUUAGCCAACUUAAGUCUUACAAUAUGAAAAAUACUAAUACUAUUUUUUUUUCCUCCUGAUCAAUUUCUUAAUGCAGUUUUUGUAUUACUGUAUUAAUAUAAAAUAUUAUAUCCCCAGAUUUUUGAACAAUAGCGUAUAAAAAAAAAUAGUCAGUGUUCAACUCUCAGUUCUACAAUAUGAAAAAUAUUGUGCAAAUAUGGAAUGUUAAAUAUUAGUUGAAAAGCUGUUAAUGGUUUUAAGUGGGGAAUGUCAUCAGUUACCAGUUUUCUAAACAUUUUUGCAUCGAAUUAGAUUUACUCGUGCGCUAAUAUAUUGUCUGGAGAACCUUAAUUUGCUAUUAUAAAAGACUUGUUAAAGACUUGAAAUGUUAAGAAUAUACCAUGCUGCCUUGCAGAGAGAUACACAAGCCACUGCUCUUUAUUGACUCGAUGUUGUGCAUUUUUAUUGAUCACAAAAUAAAACUAAAUCCUCCAUAAGGA
Puntigrus tetrazona (Sumatra barb) is the source of this 3359-nucleotide messenger RNA. RefSeq names its product hematopoietic cell-specific Lyn substrate 1 (gene hcls1). Gene Ontology annotation, biological process: regulation of actin filament polymerization. The transcript has 16 exons. The record is from RefSeq and is a predicted model, not a curated record. NCBI's taxonomy places the organism in Eukaryota, Metazoa, Chordata, Actinopteri, Cypriniformes, Cyprinidae. The coding region runs from base 676 to 2226 and encodes 516 amino acids. Gene Ontology annotation, cellular component: cortical actin cytoskeleton; actin filament; site of polarized growth. Gene Ontology annotation, molecular function: actin filament binding.